This is a messenger RNA of Lachancea lanzarotensis, 183 nucleotides long. RefSeq names its product LALA0S04e08504g1_1 (gene TOM7). Lineage: Eukaryota; Fungi; Ascomycota; Saccharomycetes; Saccharomycetales; Saccharomycetaceae. The transcript has a single exon. The record is from RefSeq and is a predicted model, not a curated record. Bases 1 to 183 code for a protein of 60 amino acids. Gene Ontology annotation, biological process: protein import into mitochondrial matrix; protein insertion into mitochondrial outer membrane. Gene Ontology annotation, cellular component: mitochondrial outer membrane; mitochondrial outer membrane translocase complex.
AUGGCGUAUCUUCCUUCUUUUAUUUUGAGCGAUGAGUCCAAAGAACGCUUCAGCAAAGUGUUCAGCUUAUCGCAAACCGUUGCUCACUACGGCUGGUUACCAUUUGUGCUAUAUCUUGGAUGGGCCCACACUGCCAACAGACCAAACUUGUUUAGUUUGUUGAGCCCCCUACCAAGUGUUUGA